Molecule: messenger RNA, 6376 nt
Organism: Ornithodoros turicata
Lineage: Eukaryota; Metazoa; Arthropoda; Arachnida; Ixodida; Argasidae
Product: ribonucleoprotein PTB-binding 1-like
Exons: 11
Coding region: 28-2022 (664 amino acids)
Cellular component (GO): nucleus
Molecular function (GO): mRNA binding
Source: RefSeq, a predicted model, not a curated record
CCAAAGCAGACUUUCAAAAGCAUCAAUAUGGCGGCCUGUUCAACGGCAGGUGUGAGAAGCGUCGGAUUGAACUCCGGAAUCGCCAUGAAAGAUUGCUACUCUCAGAUCAAGGGAGGCGAGAAGAUUUGUAGCGGAGACGCCAACUGCCCGUUCAUAAAUGGCAACGAAUCCUCGCAAGGCGAAGAGCGCUGGUUGCAAUCCCUCCGCCAGUUCCACAACGGGCGGAAUCUGCAGAUGGUUCACCUGUCUCCGUCGGUCUCCGAAAAGGACCUCAUCGACUUCUUUCAACAAACUGGGACGCUCGUCAAAAAAGUUGAAAUUAACAGAAGAACGCAUAUAGCUCGCGUAAAGGUGGACAGUUCCUAUGAGUUUGAUCCACUGAUCCGGCCUUGGAACUUCCCGCGCACUCUGUUGGGCAUGGAUGCAAAGUUGAAGAUGGGAAGCAAUGACAGUUUCUUGUGUGUCACCAACCUGCCCGGAAACUGCUCUCCAAAGCAGUUCCAAGACCUGUGCGAGAAGUUCGGGCCUGUCGUUCGGUCUUUCCUCAUUUACCACCACGCGACUGAUGAAAGCUUGGGCUUUGGUUUGGUGGAGUACUGCAGCAGAGCAGUGGCAUGCCAAGCCAAGAACCUCCUGCACAAGAAGCAGGUGCAAGGGAACGAGAUUCAUUGCGACUGGCUCGAACACAACCUGGUCAACUACGCCGAUCUCUAUCCACGCUGCCUCUACAUUGGGAAUCUACCCACAACCUUCUGCGACAUCUACGCUUUCCGGCAGCUCUUCACCACUGUCGCCAGCCCUGUCUAUUGUCAGCUGUCGAUAGUGAACGGGGUGCCGCAAGGGUUUGGAGUGGUGGAAUUCCGCCAGCACGAGGACGCCCGCAAGACUAAGGAGCUGUUGCAUGGGCACUGUCUCAACGGGAGUCGCCUCAACAUCCUCUUCGCCUCGCCGGGGGUCAGCGCGCAUAAGCUGUACAACCGUAUACUGGAAGAACAGUUGUGGUUACAGCAUGGAAGUCCCCCACAGCCCGCAUACCACACUUACGGUGGCUCUAACCCCCCACACCAGCAAGUAAAGAAAAUGGAAAAGAACGGGAUCAUGCCCAAUCCUGCCCUGUCGCCCGCACUGUUGGCACAGUUCUCUGUUGUCCAGAAUUCCAAAGUGAUACAGACGUCGACAGGAUAUCCCUUGGAUUAUGAAUCGCACGGCAUAAGGAAUUCUGUUGCAAAGACCUUUCAGAAAGCCAUCAAUUUGAAGGGCAAGGGAAAGAAUGUCUCGCAGGUAUCCACAGCUGCAGCCAACAACCAUGCCCUUAUAGCACUUCAAAAUUUCUUCAACCAACAAAUUUGCACUCAGCAGGCUUUGAAUGGCAUCAUGUCAACAUUACCGUGUGGCCAGGGCCAGGUGCCACUUGGCCUGCCUCCUCCGCCAGAGGGCGGCUACGACUCCCCGCAGCCCCAACAGAGCCAAGGUGAGAGCGACCCCAAGAAGAGCCCAGACGACGGCACUGCUUCCCCUGAUGACCGCAAGCGCAAGAAUGAGCCUGUCUACCAGUGUCCACUUAAUUAUUCCACCAUGGAUAAUUCGAGUAAGCACCCUGGGUGGGCUGGCUUUGAGGGCUGCCACCAGCGCCCAGGAGGCAGCUACCAACAGCAGCAGCAGCAACAGGGAGGCAUUGAAGCCAACAACGAGGCCAUCAACAUGUCCAGCGAAAGCAGGGAUCAGCAGAGUCCACCGGGCACUGCAUCCUGUAGUUGGCCCUCGGCGUGGGCGGGGCAGCAGCAGCAGCAACAGCAACCCGGAGAAGGAGCGGGACAGUCUAUUAUGACACAGGGGGCAUCGUAUGACAAGCAGGAGUCCGACAUGUCUCCCUCGGACCGCAAACGCAAAGUUCACCAGUUGAUGCCCUCGCCCGAACCAAGCCCGGAACACACCGGCUACAUGGGGCAGCACUCGCAGGGCAUGGGAGGACAUUACGCCGAUUCCUACUUCAGAUACAAGAAAAUGAAAGUCGGCACGUAGAGCCCAGUAAGCACAAAGGCUACAGGCUUCCAGCAGCCAUGCCUGUUAGCGCCCUUCCCCAAACUCUCUCAGCUGCUCUGCUUCACCUAGUUCCUGUUGCCAAACCCUUUGGUAAUAACUACCUUGAUCUCUGGCUGCAUCAGUAUGAGUAAGGCCGCUUUGGGUACGGAGAGCCCACUGGCAGAAGCUUUUUUGUAGUUUCCUCUUCCACAGUGUGAAUGUAGAUAAUGAGUUCCCUUCUCUUCUACAACCUGUCACGGGAAAAUGACACAUACUCAGAAGGAAAUCUUGGGCCACUCGCUGCAAAGUGUCUGUUUGCACAGCUGUAGACAAAACUCAGCCAUGCAACAUUGAGCCACAAGUUGAACUGUAUUUGGUUUCACUUGGCCGGAUCUCAAAAGAUGUGCCGGGUUGCUGUAGUAGCCAUUAUGUAACAAUGUGUGAGUACCUUUUUUUUUAACUGCAUUGUUGGUCUACUGCUUAAAAGAGCUGAAUGCAAUCUCCUGUAAAUGAGAACGUCUGAACUGUGUGCUAUAUUGGUGGAGUUGGACGUUCAGUCACGUGCAAUCUGUCGUGUGCAGGGGAUACCGAGGGAACGUAGAUCAAGAUGCCAAUAAUGCAAUUGUAAGUUGUUUUAUGAGCAAGUAACACCACUGUUUCCCUGCAACCCUUUUACAUGCUGCACUGGAACAAUGAAAUGUUCCAGAAACAUUCAGAACAUAGUACAAGCAAGAGUAACGUACUAUGCAUCAUGCAGUAGAAGUGCGGAGAAACAAGCAGUUGCCGGAACUAAUUUUUUGGGCUGUGACAGCACCAAGUAGUUUUGUUGGAGGGGUGGACACAGUGAUCAGGACUAGAUGUCAAGCUCCAGAGCUGAUGUGAGAUAUUGCAAAAGGUGUAGAGCCUGUAUCAAUUCAAAAGUUCCUUACAGCACAAAGGCAUAGCAAAUUGUUGAGUGCUCGUCACAAGAGAUAUCUAUCACAUUAACAAGCCACGUGCUCAUCCUUUAAUUGUCUUACUUCACUUUAGAUUGUCACAUUAAUUACAGCAAGCAUAAGAUAAUGUUACUUGUGUGGUCCUGUUCUCAAGUUGCAAUGUACAAAAGGAGCUGUUCAUAUGCAGGGUUGCCAGCUUACUGAUGCGAAAUAUAGCCGUCUGGGUGCCAGAAAGCAGCCAAAAGUUAGUUAUGCAUAACAGAUAGUAGCCACCAAACCAGAUAGCAUGCUGCAAAUGUAAGGUUCAAUUUUAGGAACACUACAUAACGAGGGAACAAGUACAAACGAAUAAUACGGCAAAAGAUGCACACCGUGAUAAAUAAUUUUUACUGACUCGAUAAUGUCAAGACAUGUACUUGCCACUCACUCACUAGUGACACUGACUACAACGGAAAGAAUUUGCAGUAGACCUCAAGGAUUAUCUCUGAAUCUUUUAUUAUCGAGCUAACAGCUGUACAUUUCAUGGUUCAUAUUAAGAGGUUCCACUAUAGGUCUACGGUGCAGUGGGAGGAUGAAGGUGCAACAUCUCCUGCCGAAGAUUGAACAUGAAUUCCCACAAUUGAGCGCAAAGGGCCAAUUCUGCACUCAUUUUUUUUUUUUUCACCCUCUAUACCUCAAUUCUUCUAUUUGUUUUUAAAGUGCCACUACACACUCAAAAAACUAUAUUUUAUUUCGUAGCAUAAAUGAAACUCACUCGAGGACCCCAGUAUACAAAAUAUCAGUGCCGUCAGUAAACAUUGCGUGCUUCCAAGAAUUUUUUCGGGAGGGCAAAAACUUCAUAGUUUCGGAUCCUCCGAGCUCUGGCGUUUGUCUCCUAGCAACAGGCAACACCACCUAGAUAAAGAAAGCCUGCUUACUCGUCGACGUGACAUGGCAACUAAGAGUCAGCCAAUCAGGAUCAUGUUUUCAACGGCGGUAGCCAAUCACGAACGAGUUUUCAGCUGUCGUAGCCAUGGAGACGAAGCACCGUCGUCUGCGAGCAGUGAUUCAACAUUCCCGCGUACUAAACGGGAAAACUUUAAAAUGAAGCGCAAAACGGUCCCAUAUCUCUCUCAAGACUGAUUUUCUGGAAAGGGUGUUUAACUUUUUGUCUACAGAUUCAGGUCUACAGGUUCCAGGUUAGCUGCGAUCAUCUGAGAGUUCUUGAAUUCGCAGUAGCAGACGAAUUCUGACUUUAUGAGUGCACGUAGCGAAGGAAGGAGAGGAGGCAAUAAGCAGGCCUUCUGCAUCCAGGUGGCGUUGCAACAGCGCUCUCUGCUCCACGUUGGAAGACUGCUAGUUGGUGUGGUAAGGAGUCCUUCGAGGAGCAGUGUUGCCAGUCGCAUGGCAGGUUACACACCUUAUGAAAACUGUAAAUUAAUUUUAUGACACUUCCGCAUCACACGAGGAAACAGUAUUUCUGAAGAAAACAGUGGAUUCCCAAGCAGCGCAACAUGUUGGCCCAAUAUUGGCAGGACAUCGGCAAUACUGGCCCGGUAUUAGACCAAUGUUUGACCAGUAUUCAGCCAGUAUUGGGCAAAGAUGUUGUGCUGCUUGGGAUACAAUGGCGGAAAUUUGGUAGGAUUCUGAAGACACUCAAAAUUUCCCCAUAGUGGCACUUUAAAGGAGCACUGAGGUGAGGAGUGCACAGUGUUCUCCACCGAAUAAAAUGAGUUCCUGCGAAAGAACGCUGAGCGCAGGUGACCUACAAAGCGAGCGCGAGGGCUCUGUUCCGCACGCCUCUGAAAAAUCCUUUUCCUCGUGAAAAGAGCGCAUCGCAGAACAAGAGGACGUCGUGACGUAUGCUACUCCGCUCACGUGACCAGCGACGUACAGCGGCACAGCUGAAGCAUGUAUGUAUAAGCAGCAUGUGAACUGCAAAGCAAAAACAAAGAAACAAGGCACGGAGCCUUCGCUACGUCACGAGCGCGUCAUGGCUGCCGUCCGGGACAACUUUCUCAGACUGUUUUUUGUAAAUUUGUUUGCACAGCUAUAACGCACCGCAGAGCGAAAAUAUUUUGCAUGGUGACUCCUGGUGGACAGCUUGACAUACGAGGCAGGAUUUCGAGCCACGAUAAAUGUGACCUCAUUGCUCCUUUAAGGCGCCUGCUUUUAAUAACCAAGAACUUGAUUUCCUAAUUAACACUUUUUCAUUCAUGGGAGUAGCAAGAGAUGGCAACCCUGUUCAUAUGUGCACUGAUAAGGCUUUCCACAAAAUAUUUUCUUGGCAGUACUGAGUCAACAAAUUUGUACCAUUUUAAGUGCUGGCAUGACAAAAUGGUGAAGUACCAGUGCUGUCGCUCAUAUUUCAUAAAGAACAAGUGCAGUCAAAUAAUGCACGACAAAAGAUGCUGCUACGGGUCGUCACAUAUUACAAUUCCAUCCCCUCUAUGACUCGGCUGUCUUACGCUGAGCUCCUUUGAAUUUGAGAUAUACAUUUUAAUAUUGAUGCAAGCGUGGGUGGGUGCGGAAACCACUCUAACUCAUGUUGUCAAAACCGUUACAAAGUGUGUAAAGAGAUGUGUGCAGUUAGGUGCUGUAUCAAAUGGUGAAACACUUUUGCAAAAAAAAAAAAAAAAGAACCCACCACUGCAAAAGUAGAGCCAUGUUGGUGAAUGUGCAGCAUAAAGCUGCUUUUGUUUUGUUGUAGGCCUCAAAAGCCACUGUUUCCUGUACAAAAUGAAGUGUUUGCUGUUGAAGAUCGGUGUUAGUUUGCCUAGUUUUGUGCUCUGUGGCAAAGUUUAGGGGCCCCGCUACUUGUGGAUCCUUAAAGGUAUUCCACAUUCUCAGCUGUUCAAGAUCAAAUAUUCUCAUCCCUGCUUUUAUCUCCAAAAGCAUCUUUCUUGUUCCCCGAACCCCUUUUUUUUUCUUCUCUCGAUUACAUACUCGAAUAUUUUUUUAAUCGGUAUUUCUCUGCAUUUAGUUUGACAUACCAGUACGUUUAGUCUCUUUACUUGAUGUACAUAUUCUACUGCUGUCACAGUUAAUCAGUUCAUAUUAACGCUUCGUGUUAAACUUAACUCACUCGUAGCCCUAAGUGGAGUUAGAUAAUCAGGAUGCACUCUAAUGUGCAGUAGAUAGGCAUUGCUUUGUAGCCUCUGUGACAUUACUCUCAUGUAUUUAUACGUAAUAUCGCUUGGUACGAUCAGGGUCCCAUAGUGCCAUACAUAUAAACCUGGUGCAUAGAAUGCAUGCACUUGUAGAGUGACCAUCUCUUGAGUGCAUGUGCUGCCCACUUGGCGCUUUUUUCGUGUGCAGUCUAGCUAUCAGUCUCUUGCCCGCUGCUAGUCAUGUCUUGCUGCUAUGUACUUAUUUGUAUUCAUUCUAUGUACAUACUUGUCCACGUUGCAUUUUACGGAAAUAAAAUUCCAUACCCUCAG